Messenger RNA from Drosophila eugracilis, 609 nucleotides. RefSeq lists its product as uncharacterized. The record is from RefSeq and is a predicted model, not a curated record. The coding region runs from base 94 to 426 and encodes 110 amino acids. Lineage: Eukaryota; Metazoa; Arthropoda; Insecta; Diptera; Drosophilidae. The transcript has a single exon.
CCUUCCACAGCGAUAGUCAGCCCUGAAUCGUCGUCCGUUGAGAGCGUGAGUUUUUGUGUCUGUGAUAGUUAGACCCAGUGCCAAGUGCUCAGGAUGUUAUUCCUAGCGCCGCGCAAACAUCUGUUUGCCACCAACCUGAUCAUCCUGCUGAUGAUCUACGUGAUGCGAAAGUGCCUGCAGCUCUUCUGCAUCAUCGAGAACCGUACUGGCCAUCCGGAGGACGAGGUCCAGUUGCCGGAAAGGGAGAUCAUCCAGAAGCGCCGCGGCGGCUUCAAGAUCAUCCCGGACGCCAUGCACCAGAGCAUGCACGGUUUUGGCUACGGAGAGGGUCACUACCAGAUCUUCGUGGAGAAAAAGGAGCGCAACCUGCCCACCAAAUCUCGCCUCAACGCGGCCACAGCCGAAGUCAAGCUGAAUCCCAAUUAGAUGGUCUUUCGUGACCAAAACAUAUUGACACCUCAGCGUGUUAAAGACAAUGUGCCAAAUGAGCCAGCAAACUAAAUUCCCAAGUCCCCAAAAAUCCCCCUACAUCCAUGUCUUCUUCAAUAGUUUUUAAAUAUUAACAUUUAGCAUGCAAAAAAACUUAUUUUUAUAAACAAAAAUGCAUUC